Molecule: messenger RNA, 1589 nt
Organism: Botrytis cinerea B05.10
Lineage: Eukaryota; Fungi; Ascomycota; Leotiomycetes; Helotiales; Sclerotiniaceae
Exons: 2
Coding region: 50-1279 (409 amino acids)
Molecular function (GO): hydrolase activity
Source: RefSeq, a predicted model, not a curated record
GAUGAGGAUUUUGGGAAGCUUCAUUAUCAUCAACAAAUCAAUAGUCACGAUGAUUAAUUCUUUAAUUCCUUUCCUCCUGGGAAGUUUACAUUUCAUUUCAUUUGUAGAGAGCUCUUCAUUUAGUCCUUCCCAAAUACCUAUGAAUCCGGACGCAGAAGAUUCUCGACUCACCGGAAUCGAAUCAAACCUUAUCAGGCUUCACAAAGACCUCAUUUCUAUCGAGUCCAUUACUGGCAAUGAGUAUGAUAUUGGUCAAUAUUUAUAUUCUUACCUUUCAUCCCGCAAUUUUACGGUUGAAACUCAACAUGUCUCUCCCAUCCAGUCAGCAUCCAAUGUCCAAAACAUUUCUGACGAACCACGACUCAAUAUCUUCGCAUAUAAAGGAACAACACGGAAUACUAGACUUCUAAUCACAAGUCACAUGGAUACAGUCGGGCCAUAUAUUCCAUAUUCACGUUCUUCUAACGGAGAAGAGAAUAAAAUUUGUGGUCGAGGAAGUACCGACGCCAAGGGAUGUAUGGCUUCUCAAAUUAUGGCUGUUGAAGAAUUGAUAGCUGAGGAUUCAAUUCAUGAGGGUGAUAUCGGAUUGCUAUUUGUAGUCGGGGAGGAAACAGAUGGUGCUGGUAUGAAAAGAGCCAGUGAAAUAUUCCAGCAAGAUGACGUUGCAUGGGAGAGUGUUAUUUUCGGGGAACCAUCGGAACACAAAUUGGUUCUUGGACACAAAGGAGCGUUGGCGUUUGAGAUAAUUGCUCAUGGAAAGGACGCCCAUAGCUCCUAUCCAGAAUUAGGAAUCAACGCAAUUAGUAUUUUGAUAAAGGCACUAUCGGAGAUUGAUGGAAUGAAACUACCUGGAAGUGACAAGUUGGGUGAAACAACCACAAGUAUUGGCAUGAUACAAGGCGGCGUGGCAUUGAACGUAAUUCCGGCAAAAGCAUCAGCUUCUGUAUUGACAAGAUUGGCAGCCGGGACGCCGGAACAAGCUAUGAAACGGAUCGAAUCUAUCAUCGCGAGUCUUGAUAUCAACGAGGGGAGUGUGGAGGUGAAACUUGGUCGUCAUUUCGGUCCUGUGAACUGUGACGUUGAUAUAGACGGUUUUGAGACUGAUGUAAAACGAGGGGGAACUGAUGUUCCAAAUCUGCAAGGAAAUCAUAAACGCUAUUUAAUCGGACCUGGAUCUGUACUUUCGGCUCAUUCGGAUCAUGAAUGUAUAACUGCUGAUGGGCUUGCUAAAGGUGUAGAUGACUACAAGAGAAUUAUUAGAGAUCUCAUCGCGAGAUAACACAAGAUAUCUAAGAGUCUGAUCCUAUUAUCGGAGCCUCGAAGUCAAAAAAGUUGAAUUGGACUGCAGUUCGGACCACUGGGAACACCAAGAUGAUUCGGUUGAAAUAAAUCAUAUGAGUAUUAGUAUCCAAUGGUUUGCUUGGGCUGCCGAACUAGAUCCUCCAAUUAUUUUCUGGUCAGUCGUUAUCAUCCAGAUAAACACUUUCAGUCAUGUUCCUUUAUAUUGAGAUAUGAAUAUCUAUUCUACAUAUGCUACUUGAUAUUAGUUUUCAACGUUAAAUUUUAGCUUCGGUAUGUAGCGGAAUUCA